This is a messenger RNA of Dipodomys ordii (Ord's kangaroo rat), 1835 nucleotides long. RefSeq names its product SH2B adaptor protein 3 (gene Sh2b3). Gene Ontology annotation, molecular function: transmembrane receptor protein tyrosine kinase adaptor activity. Gene Ontology annotation, biological process: intracellular signal transduction. The annotation marks the transcript as partial. The record is from RefSeq and is a predicted model, not a curated record. The transcript is spliced from 7 exons. Lineage: Eukaryota; Metazoa; Chordata; Mammalia; Rodentia; Heteromyidae. Gene Ontology annotation, cellular component: plasma membrane.
GUGCUCGAGCUCUUCGACCCGCCCAAGAGCUCCAAGCCCAAGCUGCAGGCGGCCUGCUCCAGCAUCCGCGAGGUCCGGCGCUGCACCCGGCUGGAGAUGCCCGACAACCUGCACACCUUCGUGCUGAAGGUGGAAGACCAGACAGACAUCAUCUUUGAGGUGGCAGAUGAGCAGCAGCUCAACUCCUGGAUGGCAGAGCUCCGGGACUGCCCAGGGCUGGACGGUGUGGACGUGGAGGCGGCCCCUCCCCCAGGGGAGCCCGGCCCCCCCAGCUGCCCGCAGGGGAGCAUGGACUCCCUGGACACAGGCGUGUUUCCUGGGACACUGCCCGAGCCGGCCUGCCAAAAGACCACCCGCUUUCUGUCCUGCUACCCCUGGUUCCACGGCGCCAUCUCCAGGGUGAGGGCGGCGCAGCUGGUGCAGGUGCAGGGCGCCGACGCGCAUGGCGUGUUCCUGGUGCGCCAAAGCGAGUCCCGGCGCGGGGAGUACGUGCUCACCUUCAACUUCCAGGGCCGAGCCAAGCACCUGCGCCUGUCCCUGUCGGAGCGCGGCCAGUGCCGUGUGCAGCACCUGCGCUUCCCCUCGGUGCUCGCCAUGCUGCACCACUUCCAGCGCUCGCCCAUCCCGCUCGAGUGUGGGGCCACCUGCGACGUCCGGCUCUCCAGCUACGUGGUGGUCGUCUCCCAGCCGCCAGGCUCCUGCAGCACUGUCUUCUUCCCCCUCCCCCUCCCCCGCUGGGACUCGGAGCUGGGCCUUCCCCACCUCGGCCCGACGGACUGCCCGCGUGGGCUCAGUGCGGAGGCCUUGUCCGGCCGCGUGUCUCCCCCAGAGCAGAUCUUCCACCUGGUGCCUUCGCCCGAGGAGCUAGCGCGCAGCCUGCGGCACCUGGAGCCAGCGGCUGGGGGUGGCGCCCGGGGCUCGGACUAUGAGAUGGACUCUGCCUCCCAGGGCCACCUGCGGGCGGUGGACAACCAGUACACGCCGCUGUGAGCGGCCCAGUGUGACUGGGGGCCACCCUCUGCCAGCAGCCUGCCUCACGGUCUCAGCUGUUUACAGAUGUUCUUGUCGGCCGACGCUGCGGCUAGCUCCUCUCCUGGCCCUAGGGACCAGUCCUGGAGCUUCACAGGUGGAGGGGUGAGGGCGGGGCGCCACGAGGCUCCUCCCCCGGCCACAGAUCUCACAGCCCACCAUGGGCUUCCCACUGGGGAUGGCACCAGGAAGCCCAAAACACUAACAAGCCAGGAUCCUCCCGUGGCUUCCCCUGUGUAGCUGCUGCACGUCUAUGGCAGGCCCACCUGACACGGGAGAUCCCCCCCCCCCCGCUUCUCCCCCCCCCCCAGCUUCAGGACAGGAGCUCUGUUCGAGGGCCAAACGACUUUAAACAUUUUACCUCAGGUUAGCUUUCUAAAGGAUUCAGGUUUCCAAACUAAACCAUGGCUCCCUUCAGGGCACUGCUGCACUCGGACAGGGCUGCUGUGCAGCCGCUGCAGAGCUGUGAGCGGCACCCUUGCGGGUGGCGAGGAGCAGGCCUACCUGGUGCCUUAUGAAUAAAGAACUGUGUUCUAGUGGACAGCGGCUUUUUGGAGGGAGACAAGCACAAAGGAAGAGGGCUCCAGGGCGCUGCCGGCUUGUAAACUUAUCUCAGAAAUGGGCUCUAGGUCCCUUUCUGAACCACAGUAGAACCAGAGAGCUGGCACACCAGAGCGGCUGCCCGCCCGCAGGCAGCUGCUUCAGUGGGGCGGCGGCAGCCACAGCCAUCGCCGCAAGUGGCGUUGUUGGCAGGGGUCAGGCCCCAGCAGAGCCGCCAGGCACAAGACAGCCCCACAGUCAGACAG